AUGUCCGACUACGGCGACGACGGCGCCGGUGACUUUGGCGCUGGCGAGGAGUACGAUGCCAACAUGCUCGAGGAAGACUACGAAGAAGUCGAGGACCUUGUCGACGACAACAACGACCCCACCGGCGGCACCGAAGACCCCGAGAACAAUGCCAACAUUGUCACAUCCGGCGACCCCAACGCUGUCGCACGCGCAAACGCAAACCUGGGAGUCAAGGGCUUGAAGGAGAAGAGAAUCGAUAACGACAAGAGAACUACCACGCCGUACAUGACCAAAUACGAAAGAGCUAGAGUGUUGGGUACGAGGGCGCUGCAGAUUAGUAUGAACGCCCCUGUCCUGGUUGACGUCGAGGGUGAGACGGAUCCUCUCCAAAUUGCCAUCAAGGAGCUGCGCGAANAGAAGAUUCCCCUGGUUGUGCGCAGAUAUCUGCCCGAUGGCUGGUACGAGGACUGGACUUGCGAAGAGCUUCUCUGA
Aureobasidium musti is the source of this 474-nucleotide messenger RNA. Lineage: Eukaryota; Fungi; Ascomycota; Dothideomycetes; Dothideales; Saccotheciaceae. The record is from the annotation of a GenBank genome assembly.